This is a messenger RNA of Suncus etruscus (white-toothed pygmy shrew), 554 nucleotides long. RefSeq names its product SEC61 translocon subunit beta (gene SEC61B). The record is from RefSeq and is a predicted model, not a curated record. NCBI's taxonomy places the organism in Eukaryota, Metazoa, Chordata, Mammalia, Eulipotyphla, Soricidae. Gene Ontology annotation, cellular component: Sec61 translocon complex. The transcript is spliced from 4 exons. Bases 94 to 384 code for a protein of 96 amino acids. Gene Ontology annotation, biological process: intracellular protein transport.
GGCCCGAGUGACUGCCGCGGUGGGUCUUCUGGGAACUCCAGCCCUUCCCGGCCUUCGGCUUCAGACCGCGACCAUCAUCUGACAGUCUCCGGGAUGCCUGGUCCAACCCCCAGCGGCACCAACGUGGGCUCCUCGGGACGCUCUCCCAGCAAAGCCGUGGCCGCACGCGCGGCGGGAUCCACCGUCCGGCAGAGGAAAAAUGCCAGCUGUGGAACAAGGAGUGCAGGCCGGACCACCUCAACAGGCACUGGAGGGAUGUGGCGAUUCUACACCGAGGACUCUCCAGGUCUCAAAGUUGGCCCUGUUCCAGUAUUGGUUAUGAGUCUUCUGUUCAUUGCUUCUGUAUUUAUGUUGCACAUUUGGGGCAAGUACACGCGUUCAUAGAUUCGACUUCAUCCAUCUGUCUGUCAUCUGAAGAAGAAGAAAAAAAAAUUCAACAUAUCUUGGACCAAAAGCAUGAUUUUUCUGUUCAUGGGAAAGAAAUUUUCUGUAAGCUUAUUGUUUUACAGGCAAUAAGAAAUCAGUUUUUUUCUAUGGGUAAUAAAGUUUAUAAU